AUGGCUUCGAGUCUUCCUAUUCCAGCACCCCCGAGGACACCCACUCCUCCAACUCCUAUUCCACAAGAGCAAGGCAGAUAUACAUGGGAACACCAAGAUGGCACUUCACGAACCGUGCACUCAGAGAUCCUUUUGGAUCCCAAUGCUCUCUCACCUACAUUCUCAAACUCAGGUAGAUUUGGUUCAAUGGGAACCCCAAUGUCUCCUCCUUCGGGCUUCUCAAGUCCCAACCUUCAACCAGACGGAAUGAUGAGUGUACCACCUGCCAGAGGAGCUGCGAAUCCUUUUAACUUUCAGACUCAAACAAUAAAAGAUGCGCCAGUUGCCAAAUCGAAUAUUGGCCAGCGAAGAGGUCAUAGAUAUAAACACAGUAGUGUCUCAACUCAACAUCAAAUCUUCCUCGAACCACCUCCUCGAGCACCCCUCGCACUCCCCGCCUCUCUUCCCAUACCCACCUUUAAAGAAGCAUGGAAAAGCAUGUCCAAAGAACAAACUACUCGAAUAGCCUGGUGUCUCUGCCACGCUUUAAUAUCCGCCUUCGUUCUCUAUAGCGCCCAAGGUUCUCUCGCCCUCACCGCACUAUCCCAUCUCAUCUUUUUCGAUGCCGUAUCUGCCACAAUUUGUGUCGUGGUGGAUGUAUUCUGCAAUUUCGAAGUAUGGAAACGAUCUUCUAUCCGUCAUCCAUUCGGGCUCGAACGUGCAGAAGUACUAGCGGGAUUCGCCAUGUCGGUAUUCCUACUCUUCAUGGGCUUCGAUCUGAUAUCUCACAACCUAAAACACGUUUUGGAAGGAUUAGGCGACCAUUCCCCUCAUCACCCUCAUUCUCAUCAACGAGUUAGUCCCGGCUCGGUUGACACCGCCGCUUUACUCUCAAUAGUAGCGACUCUCGUCUCAGCAAUUGGGCUGAAGAACCACGCACGAAUCGGAAAAGCAAUGCGUUUCGCCUACAUAUCAUUUCUCCCUUCCGUUCUCUCAAAUCCUUCACAUUUCCUAACUCUUAGUUGCAGCACCAUCAUGCUUCUCCUCCCUCUCUUGACCAUCUCUCUCUAUAUCUGGCUCGAUCGUCUUCUCUGUACCGUCAUCGCGGUCUCCAUGUUCCUUCUCGGUGUUCGUUUAGCUACCGCUCAGGGACUCAUGCUUUUGAUGUCCUUCUCCGGUGCUGGAGUUUCAGAAGUUAUGAAGGAAAUUGAGUCUGAACCAACAGUUUCCACUGUUGAAGAAGCGAGAUUUUGGCAAGUACAUUAUGGAUUGUGUAUGGCAAAUCUCAAAUUAAGAGUUAGGGGCGAUGAAGGAAAUGUAUUAAAACUGAGGGAGAAAAUUAAGACCUUGAUUAGAAAUAGACUAGGGGGUGGAUAUGGAAAAGGUGGAGGGAUGAAGUGGGAAGUGACGACACAAUUGGUUGUUGAUGGUAAAUGA
Botrytis byssoidea is the source of this 1416-nucleotide messenger RNA. RefSeq lists its product as uncharacterized. Gene Ontology annotation, molecular function: zinc ion transmembrane transporter activity. Lineage: Eukaryota; Fungi; Ascomycota; Leotiomycetes; Helotiales; Sclerotiniaceae. The coding region runs from base 1 to 1416 and encodes 471 amino acids. Gene Ontology annotation, biological process: transmembrane transport; zinc ion transport; intracellular zinc ion homeostasis. The transcript has 2 exons. Gene Ontology annotation, cellular component: membrane; Golgi apparatus. The record is from RefSeq and is a predicted model, not a curated record.